Staurois parvus is the source of this 717-nucleotide messenger RNA. Lineage: Eukaryota; Metazoa; Chordata; Amphibia; Anura; Ranidae. The record is from the annotation of a GenBank genome assembly.
UAUUUCCAGUUUAGUCCUGUACAGCGGACAGUGUGGAGUAGAGAUGACUCGGUGGGCUCGUCCCGGACAUGUGAACGCUCCAAGCCGGAACCGCAAGGUGUGUGCGGCCACCCAUGGGAACAGCUGGGGAAGGCCGGCCAGGAAAGGUCUGCUCAGCCGCCCAGGAAGAAGAAAAAGAAGGAAGGCGGGUAUGUCAAUCAGGAUGUGAAUGGCUUCAAUGCUGUGUUCAAGGAGCAGCGCCGGGAUGGCCGGAGACUGAAGAGACAGACCAACAAGAAGAACAAGAUGGUCUGUUUUCACUGUCGUAAGCCUGGCCAUGGCAUGGCUGACUGCUCGGAGGCUCUAAGAUGUCAGGAGAUGGGUACAGGAAUCUGCUUUCGAUGUGGAUCAACAGAACAUGAAAUCAACAAAUGCAGAGCCAAAGUGGAUCCAGCUCUUGGAGAGUUCCCAUAUGCAAAAUGCUUCAUAUGUGGAGAGAUGGGCCACUUAUCGCGGUCGUGUCCAGACAAUCCCAAGGGAUUAUAUGCUGAAGGAGGAAGCUGUAGGAUUUGUGGCUCCGUUGAGCAUUUCCAAAGAGAUUGUCCAGAACAUCAGACAUCAGCUCAGAUGACAGUUGGCAGAUGGACAAGCGGAAUGAGUGCAGAUCAUGAAGACGUUCCUGUCAUUCCUAAAGCCCAAAAAGUACCCACAAAGACUCCAAAAGUUGUCAAGUUCUGA